Messenger RNA from Helobdella robusta, 1251 nucleotides. RefSeq lists its product as hypothetical. Lineage: Eukaryota; Metazoa; Annelida; Clitellata; Rhynchobdellida; Glossiphoniidae. Gene Ontology annotation, cellular component: membrane. The transcript has 8 exons. Gene Ontology annotation, biological process: transmembrane transport. Bases 1 to 1251 code for a protein of 416 amino acids. The record is from RefSeq and is a predicted model, not a curated record. Gene Ontology annotation, molecular function: transmembrane transporter activity.
AUGAAUCUCGUAUGUUCGCGAAGGUGGCUUGUAUCGGCCACACAGAGUGCCUACAUGUUCGGCAGGAUGGUCGGUGCAACUAUAUACGGACAUCUCUCCGACAGAUUUGGUAGGCGCCCCUCACUGAUGUUGUCGGUUGUUCUCAGCUUGUUGGCAUGCACCUCUCUUGCCUGGAUCUCCAAUGUCUACCUCUUCUUAAUAGUCAGAUUUUUCAGUGGCAUACAAACGACAGGCGAAUUUCAAAUCGCAUUUGUCAUCGGUAGAACAUUUUCUCAUUCGCAUGUAUAUGAAACAGGUACAUUCGGGCAAAUAACUUGGUCGGUAGGCCUUGUCAUCUUGUCACUUAUCGCAUAUUUCGUGAGGGAAAGAUUCUGGCUUCAGGUCACCCUCUCAUUCCCUCUAUCUCUUCUGCUGUUGAUAUUUUUCUUCGUUCCCGAGAGUCCGAGAUUUUUAUUAAGUGCAGGUCGCAAGGACGAAUGUAUCAAACAUUUGAGAAAAAUGGCAAAAAUAAACAAUGUAGAAUUUCCGGCAGAUGUUGAACAUCAAUUGAAGGCUGACAGGAAGGUGAAGAACUUCACGCUGUUGGAUUUGUUUCAGUACCCGAACAUCAGAAGAUCAACGUUCCUCUUGAUGGCAGCUUGGUCGUUUUCAGGCAGUUUCGUGUAUUACGGCCUGUCACUGAAUGCAACGUCAAUUUCCGGAGAUCCUUACCUAAAUUUUUUUCUCAGUGCACUCGUGGAGGUACCCGCGUAUGCACUCGCAGUCCCCUUGCUCUCCAGGUUGGGUAGGAUCCAGCCGAUCAGCGGUUGCUACCUGGCGGUUGGACUCCUCAUGUUUAUCAGUAUUUUCAUAUCCAACGAUAUUUUGGUGACGAUAUUGUCGACGUUGGGGAAAGGAUUGAUGACAUGUGGCUACGGCAUGGUCUAUAUAACAACCGCAGAACUCUACCCAACAAGAUUGAGAAGCAUUGGAUUCGGAACUUGCAUCAUAUCCGCCAGAUUCGCCGCUACACUUGCUCCAUUCACGUCAGACCUGCUCGCAGUAUGGAGGCACCUACCCUCCAUUUUGUUCAGCGCCAUCGCGUUGAUCUCAAGUUGCCUGGUUCAAUUCCUACCUGACGCUUCCGACCAACCAUUGCCCCAAACUUUGGAGGAGGGAGAAUUAUUCAACAGCUCUGGUAAAAGAUGUCCAGUGUGGUCAGUCAUAGAUACAUCACACUUAACUUUAUCCCUAACUUGUGCACUUAUCUAG